GUUAAGUUAGGCAUUGUAGAUGUCAAGUUGUCAUAUAAGAAUUCGCGUCCGCGCUGUGUGCACGCGUUAAGAGCGCCGACAACCAAGUGUUAACCUCGAAUUAAAAUAAAAACAAUUGUAAAUUUUGUGAUAAUGGCCCCAAUGUCGAACGCAGUGGUAGGCAUUGAUGAUGACCAACGUUUUGCAUUAAUGAAGUUUCGUCGGAGUGUUCGCGAUGUUCUUAAGCCGGAACACAACGACCACUACCUUCUUAGAUGGCUCCGGGCGCGACAAUGGAAUCCGGAAGCCGCAGAGAAAAUGUUACGAGACUCGGUAGUUUGGCGCGAGAAAUGGGGCAUUGACACCACACUAGAUACAUGGAAAGCGCCUGAAGCACUUGAAAAACACUUCCCCAGCGGCACUACGGGCUUCGACAAAGAAGGAUCGCCUGUCAUAAUUGUCCCGUUCGUGGGUUUAGACGUGUGGGGUCUGUUGCACUCUGUGACCAGGACUGACGUCAUCCGCAUGAUCCUGCGUCACCUUGAGCACUACCUCGCUAGUGCAAGGAAACAGUCGCUCGUACACGGACCCAAUGCACUCAAGGUGACAGUGUUAUUUGAUCUCGAAGGGUUCAACAUUCGUCAGUACGCGUGGAAACCUGCCGCUGAGAUGGUGUUCACACUUUUACAAAUAUAUGAGGCUAAUUAUCCGGAAAUUUUGAAGACCUGUUUUAUAAUUAACGCUCCAAAGGUAUUCUCGCUGGCGUUCUCAGUAAUAAAGAAGUUUAUGCACGAGUAUACGAUAUCUAAGAUCAAGAUUUAUGGUACUGAUGAACGCAAAUGGCAGGCGGCCGUUCUCGAAAUGAUCGAUAGAGAGCAGCUUCCCGCGCACUAUGGCGGCACCUUGGUGGAUGAGAACGGAGACCCGAGAUGCAGUCUCAUGGUGAAACCUGGCGGCAAAGUUCCAAAAAGUUAUUACUCAAAGAACGCCCCCAGCGAGCAGAGCAAGGAGUACAAACGAGUCACAGUCAAGACCGGGGAGAAACAUUCUAUUGAUCUGCUCUGUAUGGAAGAAGAGAGCGUUUUGAAAUGGGAAUUUGGUGUGGACAGUCACGACAUAAAGUUCCUGAUCAAGCGUAAGGAUGAGGAGGGCAACGAGAGUUUGGUGCACGGACCUCGCAAGGUCGCAGAGGGACCUGUCGAUAUUGGCUUCCUGCCCGUCACUGGACCUGCUACUUAUUCUGUGAUAUUUGACAAUAAAAGUGCUUAUUUACGUAACAAGAAGGUGUUUUACGAUGUACUGAUCUCCGUCCCUGAGAGAGAUCUCAACAUGUCGGAUGAACCUGAAGACACGCUGGAGACAACCCAGACCCGUGGAAGUACAGAGAGCGCUCAACUUUAAAUUGUUGAAAAUGAACUAAAACACGUAAACACAAGCCAAGGGCGUCG
Molecule: messenger RNA, 1427 nt
Organism: Papilio machaon (common yellow swallowtail)
Lineage: Eukaryota; Metazoa; Arthropoda; Insecta; Lepidoptera; Papilionidae
Product: SEC14-like protein 2
Exons: 10
Coding region: 133-1380 (415 amino acids)
Cellular component (GO): cytoplasm
Source: RefSeq, a predicted model, not a curated record